GGCGGGGCGCGCGCUCGGCUGUCCGCCCGCAGGGUCCCAUCGCCGCCGGUCUUCCCCUCCCCUCGCCGCCCCUCGCCAUGAAGGUCGCCGCCGCCUCCCCCUCGCCGCUGCCCGCCGGCGCCGGCGGCUCGCUGAAGGCGGUACGACCCGGGGAAGCCGCUCGCUGCGGGCCGGGCCCGGGGGUGUCCCCGGGAGCGGCGGAGCAGGCGGCCGCCGCGCUGCUGUACGACAUGAAGGGCUGCUACUCGCGGCUGCGGGCGCUGGUACCGACGCUGCCGCGGCACCGGCGGGUCUCCAAAGUGGAGCUGCUGCAGCACGUUAUCGACUACAUCUGGGACCUGCAGCUGGCGCUGCAGCGCGGGCCCCCCCGCCCCGCCGCCGCCGGGGACCCCCCCGAGGCUCCGUGCAUGCCCGCUGCCGACCGGAUCCUCUGCCGCUGAGACCGCUCCGGACCCGUCACGGACACCCCCGGGACCCCGGCCCCGAGCGCCGCCGCUCGCCUGCAUCCCGGGACCCCCGCGGCACGGCGGGGACCGGCAGCCGCGGCCCCCUCCCCUGGCGGGGCUGCCCCGGGGGGGGAUCCCCCCGCAGCCUGGGCCGGGGGUGCUGCCCGGCGGCCGCGGGACGUAUCCUUCUCAGAUUGCUGAGAGCAUUCCCCGUAUUGUAUAUUACAAUGAUGCUGGAGAAUAUUGUUUUACAAUAGCUGGAGUUUUGUUAUUAAACAAGCCCUGAUGACCA
Molecule: messenger RNA, 738 nt
Organism: Harpia harpyja (harpy eagle)
Lineage: Eukaryota; Metazoa; Chordata; Aves; Accipitriformes; Accipitridae
Gene: ID1
Product: inhibitor of DNA binding 1
Exons: 2
Coding region: 78-440 (120 amino acids)
Biological process (GO): cell differentiation; negative regulation of transcription by RNA polymerase II; circadian regulation of gene expression
Cellular component (GO): cytoplasm; nucleus
Molecular function (GO): protein dimerization activity; transcription regulator activity
Source: RefSeq, a predicted model, not a curated record